CUCCACUUACGUACGUUAGCCUCUGUGCAUUAAAAACCACAUAUAAUUCAAUUCAAUUUUGCUUCAAAUUAGGUGGGUACCUGUGCUGUGCCGUGCUUCCAUAUAUACACACAAAUCCAUCCAUCUUCAUCAAGAACAAACUCAUUAAGCUAAUUACAAUUAGCAAGAAAGACAUGCCUUCUGCCAUGAAGCUCCCAGCUUUCAUCGUCUUCUUCGGCCUCUCUUCUCUCCUGAUGCAGCUUCAACAAAUUAGAGGCGAGGUGAUCUGCGACAACUUGCCGGCGGGGCUCUGCACGCUGGCGGUUGCGUCGUCGGGGAAGAGGUGUGUGCUCGAGAACUACCGGAAUGACAAGGGGAACUUGGAGUACACCUGCACCUCGUCGGAGGUCGUCGUCGAGAGACUCGCCGCCUACAUAGAGACCGACCACUGCGUCGCCGCCUGCGGCGUUGACCGUCAGUCCGUCGGAAUUUCCUCCGACGCCCUCCUCCAGCCUGAGUUCGUCGCCAAGCUCUGCUCCCCGCCCUGCUACGAUAACUGCCGCAACAUUGUCGAUCUCUACUUCAAUCUCGCCGCCGGCGAAGGAGUGUUUCUGCCGGCGCUGUGCGAGAAGCAUAGGUCCAACCCCCACCGCGAGAUGCUGGCGAUAUUGAGCAGCGGCGCCGCCGCCUCUGCUGACGCCACUGCCGCCGCCCCGACCCCCGCUCCCGUCUUCGGUUCUCCGGCGCCGCCACCCUCUGCCUUUUAAUAAUAAUAAACACGGAAUUGCUUUGGUCUGUUUUUGGCAGAGUUCAUUGUUUAUUAAUUAAUUAAUUAAUUAUUACACCGAUGACGACGACGACGAUAUAUGUGUUCUUAUCUUCCUAAGUUGUGCGGCCUCUUCGUCAUCCUUUCUAUUCCUAUGGUUUUGAGUUGUAAUAAUAAUACUAGUUAUUUAUUUAUUUAUUAUUUAUCUAUCAUUAUUUGUUGGUUCUGAAA
Molecule: messenger RNA, 976 nt
Organism: Andrographis paniculata
Lineage: Eukaryota; Viridiplantae; Streptophyta; Magnoliopsida; Lamiales; Acanthaceae
Exons: 3
Coding region: 174-746 (190 amino acids)
Source: RefSeq, a predicted model, not a curated record